This is a messenger RNA of Debaryomyces fabryi, 1554 nucleotides long. RefSeq names its product Kar5p (gene KAR5). The record is from RefSeq and is a predicted model, not a curated record. Bases 1 to 1554 code for a protein of 517 amino acids. The transcript has a single exon. Gene Ontology annotation, biological process: karyogamy involved in conjugation with cellular fusion; nuclear membrane fusion involved in karyogamy. Gene Ontology annotation, cellular component: endoplasmic reticulum membrane. Lineage: Eukaryota; Fungi; Ascomycota; Pichiomycetes; Serinales; Debaryomycetaceae.
AUGACACAAUCCGAUUUUGAAGACAUGGUAUUUAUGAAACCCAGAUCAAAAUGCGUUAAAGAAGCAUUAAAAGAUAUCAUUCCAGAAUGUAUGAGAUUGGGGGUAGAUUCAAUCGAACCAGGAUUACAAAAAAAAGCUGCUAUUCAGUUGUCUAUUUGCGAGUUUGAAAACUCUAAAGUUGUCUAUCCAAAUUCGUGCUAUAAUAUGAUCAGUGAAAAUGAUUUUGAUAGCUGCAUAUUUGACAUAGAGAGAGCACCCCAGUAUUGGACAACCUUUAGUGGAUACUACAGAGAAAUUACUAAAAUUUGCUAUGAAGAGUCUUUACCUUUUGAAAAGGAGCAAAUAAUCUUGUUAUAUUCUAACAUCACAAAGUUAUAUAGUAAAAUGUUUCAAGACCUAAACGAUUCAUAUAGAGAUUCUAGCCACAUACAACAAACGAUGAAAAAAGAAUUUAAGGAAUUACAGCAUACGAUAAAGGUUAUUUUGGACCAAAAUGAAAAAAUGAGCGAAGAAAUGAAAGAAAAGUAUGAAGAGUUUUCUGAGCAAUAUAGUACAAUGUUGCUGACUUCUCUAGAAAUUUCUAAAAAUUUUUCAUUAGGUAGCGAGAGUAUUGUUGAGGAUAUGGCAAACAGCAUUAAGUAUUUGGACCUAGAGAUAGCAAGAGUUUCCUUUGCAUUUGAAGACUCGGAUUUUGAGGCAAAAUUAACAGACUUGAAAAAUUCAGCACUAGAUGAUGUUCGAAAUUUAUCGGACGAAUCUAUAUCAGUUUUGGAUAGUAUACUUACAAAUUUAGAGUCGUUAGAUGUUCUAGCUCAAGGUACUCAAAACAUCACAAGUGGUAUAUCACAAUCUUUGAGAGAAAAUGAAGUAUUAACGAAGAAAAUGCAAAAUCUGCUAAAAGAGACAGAUACGCAGGUUCAUGAGCAUAACGAUGUGAUCAAAUUUGAGUUUGAAGAAACUAUCUCUUAUCUUGCUCAAUUCAGUGAACAAGCAAUAGACAGUGCUAUCAGAGAUACAGGUGAAGAGAUUUCUAAACACGUAGCCACCUUUAUCGAUAAUAUCAAUUUAAGGCUCGAGGAAACUACCACCAAACUUGAAGAGGUAAUUGAAAAUAUUGAUGACCUCUCAGAUAAAGUUGGUAAUGCUUCAUCUUAUUUAGUAGAAGGUUUGAAUCUUCUAACAAGCAAUGGGAUUAUGGAUGUAUUAUUAUUGACAUAUAACAGUGUAGCAUCUGGGUUGGAAGGUGGUUUCGGAAUGCUUACUACGCUCAAAUCUGACAUAAUAAAAAUAGCACGUUUUAUAACGGUAAGUGUAUUAUUUGCUGCAUUAUUUAUUUGGAGUAUGAAUAAAAUAUUUUUUGGGAACCAAAUGAAGCAUUCGACAUUAUCACUGAUAAGACCCAUGGGAACUCCAUACUUCAGUCGUAUUUUUAGAUUCUUAACUAAUUUAGCUCUAUGGCUAUCUGUUAUGGGUGGAACAUUAUUAGCUGUGCUUGUAACAAAUUUUUUAAUACAGUUAAAGAUUUAUAUUUCUAAGUUAUCUAUUAAUGAUUAG